Salvia hispanica is the source of this 1479-nucleotide messenger RNA. Its product is annotated as D-cysteine desulfhydrase 1, mitochondrial. The record is from RefSeq and is a predicted model, not a curated record. Lineage: Eukaryota; Viridiplantae; Streptophyta; Magnoliopsida; Lamiales; Lamiaceae. Gene Ontology annotation, molecular function: D-cysteine desulfhydrase activity.
UAGGAUGAUAGGAAGCUACAAAGCUACUAAACCAAAGUCCAAGCAUGAUCAAUGCAGCGCCGCUGUCUGUGGUCCAUCCAUCAUCAUCUAUCAUCUCCGUCAACACUCAACAACAAGACCAAAUUCACCUCCUUAAAAUGGAGCCCUCUUCCCCACCAAAUCGCUAUAUCCGAUUCAAUCGAUCAAAUCGGAGGUUUCAAUGGAUGACAAGCCCCCUUUCGAGUUUCUUUCAAGGAAGCCAUACAUGUCGCCUUUUUGGGCUGCCCACCUCAAUCCAAUUCCUUCCCACAUCUUCUCCCUCGGCCAUUUCCCCACUCCAAUUCACCACUGGAACCUUCCUAAUUUGCCCAAGGGCACCGAGGUUUAUAUCAAGCGCGAUGAUCUUUCAGGAAUGCAGUUGAGUGGUAACAAAGUCAGGAAACUCGAAUUCUUGCUGGCUGAGGCGGUGGCGCAGGGUGCUGAUUGCAUUAUUACUAUUGGAGGGAUACAGAGCAAUCACUGCCGAGCCACUGCCGUGGCUGCCAAGUAUUUGAAUCUCGACUGUUAUCUUAUACUGUUCACUUCUGAGAAGCUUGUUGACAAAGAUCCUGGAUUGACUGGGAAUCUCUUAGUCGAACGUUUGGUUGGAGCACAUGUAGAUCUUAUUUCGAAGGAAGAGUAUGCUAGCAUUGGGGGUGUAGCUCUCACCAACAUACUGAAAGAAAAGCUGUUGAGCGAAGGCAGAAAGCCUUAUGUAAUUCCCGCGGGUGGUUCAAAUUCCUUGGGAACUUGGGGCUAUGUCGAAGCAGUUAGAGAGAUCCAACAACAGCUUGGAAAAGGGAGCGGUGGAAUAACAUUUGAUGACAUAGUCGUAGCAUGUGGAAGUGGAGGCACGAUUGCUGGCUUAGCACUCGGGACAUGGCUGAGUGGCUCGGCCACUAAAGUACAUGCCUAUUGUGUAAGCGAUGAUCCCGACUACUUCUAUGACCAUGUUGAAGGCCUAACCAAAGGACUUCAAGCUGUUGUUAGCUCACGUGACAUUGUCAACAUACAAAAUGCUAAAGGACUUGGCUAUGCCAUUAAUACUGCAGAAGAGCUAACUUUCAUGAAAGAAAUUGCCAAAGCCACCGGUGUUGUUCUCGACUCUGUCUACAGCGGAAAAGCUGCAUACGGGAUGAUGAGAGACAUGGCCGAGAAUCCCAGGAAGUGGGAAGGAAGAAAGGUCCUCUUCGUACACACCGGAGGUCUCUUGGGACUAUACGAGAAGACCGAGCAGAUAGUGCCACUGGUAGGAAACUGGCGUAGGAUGGACAUCUGGCGUCCAUCCCUCACCAAGUAGGCACCGGUAAGGUGUCUAGAUAGUACUUCUUUAGGCCUAUGUGAACAUGUAAACUUCAACUCAAGAAUAGGUGGAGUCAUGAUUCUUAGUUCUUACCUCUUCUGCUGUAGUAAUUUGUCUGAUUGCAUCUGUUCCAGUGAUAAACAAUAAACUUUGACGAU